Phascolarctos cinereus (koala) is the source of this 813-nucleotide messenger RNA. The record is from RefSeq and is a predicted model, not a curated record. NCBI's taxonomy places the organism in Eukaryota, Metazoa, Chordata, Mammalia, Diprotodontia, Phascolarctidae.
AGGGCGCUGUGAAGCCGCGGCUCUGCCCUCACUCAAGAUGGCCGCCCCCAUCAAGAUGACCGGGGUGUGCCGGGGGUAGAAGGGUGGCGCGGUGGCCUGAGCAGCUGCAGGGUCCGAGCAUGUCGAGGCACCCGGGGUUGGGGUGCUGGGUAGCGGGGGGUGGGGUCGGCGGGGGCUGGGGAGGUCAGUAGCGACCCCUCUCCUGGACCCCACCCCCACCCUCCCCCAGGCUGAGAUGGGGAACAUGUUGGGCCUGGCUCCUCCGGGAGCUCUGCCCCGCCGAAGCGCCCGUCGCGAGGAGCCGCUGCCCAACCCGGGGAGUUUCGAUGAGUUGCACCGGCUCUGCAAAGAUGUGUUCCCAGUACAGAUGGAGGGAGUGAAGUUCAUUGUCAACAAGGUUCUGAGCAGCCAUUUCCAGGUGACCCACACUGUGCACAUGAGUGCCCUGGGCUUGUCAGGUUAUCACCUCCAUGCUGCUUUUGUUGGUGACCAACAGCUCAGUUCUACUGAGGUGUUCCCUACUGUUGUGGGGGAUAUGGACAGCAGUGGGGAGCCUCAAUGCCCAGGUCCUGCUUCUCGUGGCAGAGCGGCUCCGAGCCAAGGCAGUCUUCCAGACCCAACAGGCCAAGUUCCUGACGUGGCAGUUUGAUGGGGAGUAUCGGGGGGGAUGACUAUACUGCCACUCUGACACUGGGGAACCCUGACCUGAUUGGGGAAUCAGAGCCUUACUCAACGUCUGGUGCUGGGGGGAGAGCUGGUAUAUCACCGGCGCCCAGGAGAGGAGGGGGCUAUCCUGACGCUGGCUGGGAAGUA